CGUGUUUGGACGCCGCCCAAAAGAGGAGUUCGCCUCCUUUCAAGAAAAAUCACUCUCGCUCUUUCUCCGUCUCUCUCCGACUCUCUCUCUCUCUCUCUCUCUCUCUCUCUCUCUCUCUCCAGUGAUCUUCGUUCGAUUCCAUCCGAGGGGGUUUUGUGACCACCAUCAGCAAUGGCAAUGGCUGCGGCUCUCCGACGCGAAGGAAGGCGAUUCGCUCCCCUCGUGUCGUCAUCUUCUUCCAUCCUCAAUAGCGGAGUCACUGCUCGAUCAUCACUUCUUUCAGAGGAGUUGGGCCCUCAGGGAGCUCGCUCAAUCUCUACUCAAAUUGUCAGAAACCGGAUGAAAAGUGUUAAGAACAUCCAGAAAAUCACAAAGGCAAUGAAGAUGGUUGCAGCUUCAAAGCUACGAGCAAUUCAAGUCAGGGCAGAAAAUUCACGUGGCCUGUGGCAGCCAUUUACUGCACUUCUUGGGGAUACUCCCAGCAUUGGUGUGAAGAAGAACGUUAUUGUCACAAUUUCCUCUGACAAAGGUCUUUGCGGUGGGAUCAAUUCUACAUCAGUCAAGAUCAGCAAGGGUUUUUACAAGCUGAAUUCUGGUCCAGAUAAAGAAACGAAGUACGUCAUUUUGGGAGAAAAGGCCAAGGCUCAGUUGGUGCGUGACUCUAAGAAGCACAUAGAGAUGUGCAUAACGGAGUUGCAGAAAAAUCCACUGAAUUAUACUCAGGUUUCUGUUCUCGCAGAUGAUAUUUUAAAGAAUGUUGAGUACGAUGCUCUGCGGAUUGUUUUCAACAAGUUCCACUCAGUUGUCUCGUUUUUGCCAACAGUGGCAACCAUAUUAUCUCCGGAGGUUGUGGAAAGAGAAUCUGAAUCUGGGGGAAAGCUUGGUGAUUUGGAUUCUUACGAGGUAGAAGGGGGUGAGACUAAAGCGGAAGUGCUUCAAAAUCUUACAGAAUUCCAAUUUUCUUGUGUUAUGUUCAAUGCGGUUUUGGAGAACGCAUGCAGUGAGCAAGGAGCGAGGAUGUCUGCCAUGGAUAGUUCUAGCAGGAAUGCUGGAGAAAUGCUUGACCGCCUCACGCUUACUUAUAACAGAACCCGUCAAGCAUCGAUCACCACCGAGCUGAUUGAGAUCAUAUCCGGGGCUUCGGCACUGACUGGCUAAAUAUGCAAAGAUUGUCAGCGUUCCUGACCUGAUAAAUAAACUAUUGCAAUCAAAGGCUUUGUUUUGUUGCCUGUGUUGGACUUUCUUCACUGCCUUUUUGUUUUUCAUUGUCAGAUCUUUGUCAAACUAAAUAAUAUCCUGUGGGUCAUUGUGACAUAGACCCAAGGAUUUCAUGAGCAUCAUGUCUUCCUGCUCUCUUUUCGAAUUUCAGAUUUUUCUUGAAUUGAAGCUAAGAUUUUGCCUUUUGUUCUAUUUA
Magnolia sinica is the source of this 1414-nucleotide messenger RNA. Its product is annotated as ATP synthase subunit gamma, mitochondrial-like. The record is from RefSeq and is a predicted model, not a curated record. The transcript has 10 exons. NCBI's taxonomy places the organism in Eukaryota, Viridiplantae, Streptophyta, Magnoliopsida, Magnoliales, Magnoliaceae. Gene Ontology annotation, molecular function: proton-transporting ATP synthase activity, rotational mechanism. Gene Ontology annotation, biological process: proton motive force-driven ATP synthesis. Bases 172 to 1158 code for a protein of 328 amino acids.